Messenger RNA from Lutzomyia longipalpis, 359 nucleotides. It is a transcript of the gene Tcs6, whose product is annotated as EKC/KEOPS complex subunit LAGE3. The coding region runs from base 87 to 359 and encodes 90 amino acids. The transcript is spliced from 3 exons. Lineage: Eukaryota; Metazoa; Arthropoda; Insecta; Diptera; Psychodidae. Gene Ontology annotation, cellular component: EKC/KEOPS complex. The record is from RefSeq and is a predicted model, not a curated record.
UGCUGUGAGCUGUCAGUUUUCGGAAAACAAUUACAGAACUUCCUGCCUACAAAAACAUCGUGAUUUUCAUGGGAAAUACGUGAAGAAUGAGCGAUUUGGAAAUUUUAAUUAAGGUCCCAUUUCCGUCCAAUCGACACGCGGAGAUUGCCUACGACGUCCUUCGCUUGGACGCAGAACCACGAAGGAAUCACGUUGAGAAGUCCCUCAUUGUUGAGGGGAAUCUCCUUGUUGUAAACUUCUCUGGGGGAACAGCAAAAGCCCUCCGGACGGGGUUAACAUCAUUCUUUGACAAUCUUCUCCUUUCCUGCGAGACAAUGGAAGCCUUUGGGCCCCCAUCGACAAAAUACAAUCACUACUGA